CCUUCAUCCCCUUCCCUCACCCACCGGAAGUCCAGGCUACCGUCCUCCAACAGGUCCAGGCGAGGUCCGGCACGAGUGGGGCUACUUGGGGGGUCCCCGGUGUCUGUCAGGGUCACUCCGAGAGACAACUGCUGUCCAUCUUUCGACCACGUGGUUCGUGACGGCGUAACCUGACCGUCGCCGUAACACGGAAGUCGAACGACGUCGCCGGGCGAGGCUGCGAUGGUAGACUCGGACGAAGGCUCGUCGGCCCAAACGGGGACUGGAAGGAGGACAGGCCCGAGUUAGUCUAGUUAGACUAGUUAAGGACACGGGACACCUGGUCACGUGAUGCCGAAAUUACCUGUGGCGCACCAACACAAGCAGAGAAGUUUGACUGUCGUCGUCAUCAUCGGCCACCAUUCGGCUUCAUUUCCUGCGGGGGUGGUAGAAAAAGUGUCCCAGUCCGACCAGUCCAACCAGUUUAAGUGCGGGGUCCCACCCAGUCCACCUGAGACACCACGGCGUCCAUGUUGCCUUCAGGGUCCUCUGUGUCCGGGGAACCGUGUGACGGUGAAAAACCGACCCACCAGCAUCGAGUGGGAGGGGUGCGACCCCAGCAAACUUUAUACUUUGGCCCUGACUGACCCCGACGCCCCCAGCAGGAAGGAACCCAAAUUCAGGGAGUGGCAUCACUUCCUGGUGGUCAACAUGAAGGGGAACGACGUGUCGUCCGGUUGCGUCAUGUCUGACUACGUGGGCUCGGGUCCUCCCCAAGGCUCGGGUCUGCACCGGUACGUGUGGCUGGUCUACCAGCAGUCGGGCGAGCUGUCCUGCAGCGAGCCAGUCCUCACCAACCGCUCAGGCGAGGGGCGUGGCAAGUUUAAGAUCUACAGCUUCAGGCAGAACUACAAGCUGGGCGCCCCCGUGGCAGGCACCUGCUACCAGGCCGAAUGGGACGACUACGUGCCCAAACUCUACCAGCAGCUCGCUGGAAAGUAAAAAAAUAUAUAUUUUCCCCUCUUGGAUGGAGGACUUCCGCUUCUUUUGCACUAAUACAUCUGCUGUGAAAGGGCCACUUCCUGUGACUGACAAUAAAUGAACGUAACACUUA
Doryrhamphus excisus (bluestripe pipefish) is the source of this 1093-nucleotide messenger RNA. RefSeq names its product phosphatidylethanolamine binding protein 1 (gene pebp1). Gene Ontology annotation, biological process: negative regulation of MAPK cascade. The record is from RefSeq and is a predicted model, not a curated record. Lineage: Eukaryota; Metazoa; Chordata; Actinopteri; Syngnathiformes; Syngnathidae.